Plectropomus leopardus (leopard coralgrouper) is the source of this 1629-nucleotide messenger RNA. It is a transcript of the gene tmem198aa, whose product is annotated as transmembrane protein 198aa. NCBI's taxonomy places the organism in Eukaryota, Metazoa, Chordata, Actinopteri, Perciformes, Serranidae. Gene Ontology annotation, cellular component: cytoplasmic vesicle; plasma membrane. The record is from RefSeq and is a predicted model, not a curated record. Gene Ontology annotation, biological process: positive regulation of canonical Wnt signaling pathway.
GAGCCACUCGUUUCAACCAGAUCUGACUCACAGCAUGUAGACACGUCUCAAUGGGUGACGCCCACUGAUCCAGUCCAUCACUGCACAUCCCCACCCCCUCACGCCUGCCCUCUUCUUUUCUCCUAAACGCCACCUCCCUCCACUUCAGUCACCAUGACUUCCACCAGCCAGCUGCUGGGUUUGGCUGAAGUGGGGCUGAAGUGUGACCAGGAGAUUGAGAGGAGAUAUGAGAUUGUCCCCUCGGUGGUCUGCUCCAUGUGCUGCCUCUUUGGAAUCAUCUACUGCUUCUUUGGCUAUCGAUGCUUCAAGGCCGUAUUGUUCCUCACAGGCCUAAUGUUUGGCUCUGUGGUCAUCUUCAUGCUGUGCUACAAGGAGAGGGUGAUGGACACUCAGCUGAGCGUAGAGGCGUCAGUGGGCAUCGGCCUGGGCAUCGGGACCCUGUGUGGCCUUGUGACCAUGUUGGUUCGCAGCGUGGGACUGUUUAUGGUGGGCCUACUGCUAGGCCUGCUGGUUGGAGUGGCUUCACUGGUGGUUAUGGAGGAGUUCUACCACCCCAGAACGGUAUGGGUCCCUCUGGGUGUUCUCCUGGGUUCUGGGACUCUAUUUGCCGUCCUCACUCUUCAAUGGCAGCGCUGCUUCGUCACCUUCUCCACUGCCACUUUCGGCUCUGCCAUCAUCACUGUCACUGUGGAUUACUUUAUAGAGCUGUUCGCCCUGGUACACUAUGUCUACGAGAGACUCAGGGUGGCACCAAAGAAGCCAGUGUGCUGGUUUACUUGGGUCAUCAUGGGUGUGUGGCCUGUCCUUGCCCUCCUCGGAGUGCUGAUCCAAUGGAAAGUCACUGCAGAGGGGUUUUCUCACACAGAGGUGGUUUUGAGUCGACAGCAACGGAGGGUCCAGCUCAUGCGGAUCCGGCAGCGGGAAGAGAGGCUGAAAAAGGAGAAGGAGAACAAGAAGAAGAAAAAACGAGACAUCCAGAAGACCAGCCACAAGCAGAAAGGCCACACCCAUCACCACCACCACCAGCAGUACCAUCACCCGGCCGCAUCCCACCCUCAUCACCAAGCCCAGAGCUCUCAGCCACCUAAAGUCCCUCCUCCUCAGACUGAACCCGGCUACCAUCGCAAGGCAAACCCUAAAAGACGCUUUGAUGGAGAUGUGCUGUCGCCAAGCUACAUCAGGAGCUUCAGGGACAGACAAACAGACAGACGAGCGUACUCCCACAGUCGAAUGAUGAGUCGCUCCCGGAUGGCCGAACUCGACUACGACUGCGGUUCUCGAGUGCCCCUCACAGCGCCCAGCGGACCUCCAGUUCGCAUCUGAGACAGAGAAAUGCACAACCCUAACAACACACACACAAUCACACAAGGCCACUUCAAACCUCUUUGUCACAGUUAGGGAUAGAGAGCCUAACCCUACUGUGCCAACCUAAUCAACUGCCUGUUAACACAGCAGGAACUCAAUACAUCCCAGUAAAGCGGUGAGUCCCACACUGGUUUUCUCUUCUCAGACCGUUAAAAGUUGUAUUUAUUUGGCCAGUUUGGUCCUGUUUUGUUCUUUAUGAAUGUCAAGAUACAAGAGCGGAGCCUUUUCUUCAGAAUGCAGCAAGAACUGAACAUGUGUCAUCAU